Nerophis lumbriciformis (worm pipefish) is the source of this 1446-nucleotide messenger RNA. The record is from RefSeq and is a predicted model, not a curated record. Lineage: Eukaryota; Metazoa; Chordata; Actinopteri; Syngnathiformes; Syngnathidae.
AUGUUGCCACUAAAACGACGAAAAGUGUCCUCCGCGAAUAGCGGGGCGUCGGCGAGUCACAGCCGGGAUGAAGCGUGCAAGUUCCCGCAGGUGGUUCUUUACCUCCUGGAGAGGAAGAUGGGGACCAGCAGGAGAAGUUUCCUCACCGAGCUCGGCAGGGGAAAAGGCUUCAGAGUUGACGAGAACUUCACUGAAAGUGUCACACACGUCAUCUCUGAGAAGAACUCUAGCGAUGAGGUCAGACGCUGGCUGAGUUCACGGGGUCACCAUGCCACGCCCGUUCACCUGCUGGAUGUGAGCUGGUUCACGGAGAGCCUGAGCGAGGGACGUCCCGUUGACAUCUUGAGCAGCCAUCGCCUGACGGACCCGCAACUGGAAUCGGGAGGAGAGCAGAUGGCAACGUUCUCCUUGCCCGUCUAUGCCUGCCAGAGAAGAACCGGCCUAAACCAUCACAAUGAAGUCUUCACCGAUGCCCUGUCGUUGCUGGCGGAAAACGCUGAGCUGUGCCAGGACGAGGGACGCGCCUUGGCCUUCCGCCGUGCCGCCGCCGCGCUCAAGGCUCUUCCAGAGCCGGUGACAGACGUCAGGCGGCUCCGAGGGUGUCCAUGCCUGGGCCCGCGCUCGCUAGCGGUCAUUCAGGACAUUUUAGAGAAUGGGACGUCCCAGGAAGCCGAAUCCACCAGGCGCUGCGAACGCUACCGGGCAAUGAAGCUCCUGACGGGAAUCUUUGGCGUGGGAGCCAAAACGGCAGAUCUCUGGUUCCGGGAAGGCGUCCGGAACCUUCCCCAAUUGCGCCGCUCGGGACGCAUCCUCAAUCGAGCGCAACGUGCUGGCAUGGCCCACUACGACGACCUGAUGCGGGGCGUGACCCGGGCAGAGGCCCACGCCGUGGUCCAGAUGGCCCGUGAGGCAGCGGUCGCAGAGCUGCCGGGUGCGCAGUUGACCCUGGCGGGAGGCUUCAGGAGGGGGAAGCCCAGUGGCCACGACGUGGACUUGUUGAUCACACAUCCGCAGGAGGGGUUGGAGGAAGGACUUAUUCCAAAAAUGGUGGCCCGCCUGGAGGCUCAGGACUUUCUUCUGUACCACAAGAGCAGCAAGAAGUCGAACUCGGGUUCUAGCGGGGCCUCCAGCAUGGACGGUUUUGAAAGAUGCCUGUGCAUCUUCAAACUCCCCGAGCCGGACGACGGCGGGCUAUGGCGAGCCAUCCGCGUGGACCUGACGGUGGUUCCUGCGGGCCAGUCGGCGUUCGCCCUGCUCGGCUGGACCGGCUCUAAGCUGUUUGAACGCGAGCUGCGACGCUGGGCGAGUCGCGAGAAGAACAUGUCGCUGAGCAGCCACGCUUUGUACGACAACCGGCAGAGUGGAUACUUGGAAGCCGCCACGGAGGAGGAGAUAUUUGCUCACCUCUCCCUGGAAUACGUACCGCCUACGGAGAGGAACGCCUGA